ACAACUAUUUCCUUAUGAGUGGGAUGCUACUGCCUACUGAAAGCCAAGACAGACAAUCAUUCCGUUGUUAGGCGUUUAAAAUCCUAGUGGCGUCGUCAGAGAUCAAAGAGAACGAGCAUAGCAACCGAAAAGAGACCCUCAGAAAGCCAUAAAGAUAUCCAAGUACAGCUGUACGAAACCGGAAGUUUUCUUCCUCACUCUUUCGGUGUUGACAUUGAACUAAGAUUUUUCUAUACAAUGGCAUCCAACUAUAAAUUGCCCGACGAGGUCAAUGACACCCGAUUGGAGAAUCUAGGAAAGGAAGUAGAAAUGGAAACGUUUAACUCGAACGUCGAACUAGAAAAACUUACGAUCGAAAGCGAUCGCCAGGGAGAAGAACUACUCGUAAAAAUCGUAUGUGUCGGUGGCUUCACUGGUGGAGUGGGUACCAAAGGCGUCUUCAUAGAUGAUUACCUCGAAGUGUGGCCUCCUGUGCAAACGUAUCGUUCUCCACUAAUCGGAGUAAAAUUUUAUUUGAAAACAAUCAGAUGGCAACGAGGCGACACAGAGAAACCGAUUUCUAUCAAACUACAACUCUGGGAAAUUGCCGAACAGGAACGCUUUUCGAACAUGUUAAAAAUUUACUUCAGGGACUGUCUCGGAGCACUAGUUUUCUGGGGAACACAAAGGCCGUCGACGCUGAAUGAAGCUGUAUUGUGGAGAGAAAAGGUCAAAGAAUUUUGCCCAUGUGCGCCAUGUGUCCUUGUCACUGACAACGUAGGAAAGGAGCCACUGAAAUGGAUUGGGGGUGGGGAAACAUUUAAGAGCGAAAUUGCGUUCGAUCGGUUCUGUGAGGAGCACGGAUUUGUGGAUCAUUUCGAGAUCAAGGCACGUGAUUGGGAAUCAGGGGAGAAGAGCAUUUUUGGACGAGCUGUGACGCGUCUUCUCGAUGAAAUUUUUAAAAAUCAGUGAAGCGAAUGAUGGUGGGAAUUGUGAAUGAUCAAUGUCUUUCGAGGAACUAGGUAUUACGUCAGUAGAGUUAACCAUCGACCAACAGAAGCUAUUUCCUUUCCUUUGUGAAAUUCCGACUAAAUGUCGUUCAUUUUGAAUAUAAUCGUGUUGAAUGACAUGUGGUUAUGGGCGUCUGUGUAUUUACAAAGGUUACGCUUCGAUGGAGACCUUUUAGCGCAGAAAUGAAUAACUGUAAUUUAUGCAACUGUAACAAGAGGGCAUGCAAUACGUGCAUAUUAUUACACACCCUUACCUGCGGUACUUUGCAUUUUUGCGUCGCAUGUUCUGUUCCUUGGCAACAUUUUGUCCAAUUUGUGCAUUCAUAUUUUUUUCCGUUAUAAAUCAAGAGCUUUUAAACACAGGUAAUAAGAGUUGAAAAGUUCAAAAGUCAAUUAUCUUCGUUAUCCUGUUUCCGACACUUACUUCCUAGACAUCGUUACUUCACUCUUACCGUAAGGAUGACCAUAUGG
Molecule: messenger RNA, 1460 nt
Organism: Pocillopora verrucosa
Lineage: Eukaryota; Metazoa; Cnidaria; Anthozoa; Scleractinia; Pocilloporidae
Source: RefSeq, a predicted model, not a curated record